Molecule: messenger RNA, 1578 nt
Organism: Parus major (Great Tit)
Lineage: Eukaryota; Metazoa; Chordata; Aves; Passeriformes; Paridae
Product: ras-related protein Rab-18-B-like
Exons: 7
Coding region: 82-699 (205 amino acids)
Molecular function (GO): GTP binding; GTPase activity
Source: RefSeq, a predicted model, not a curated record
GGCGGGGCCGCGUCAGCUGCCGGGGCCGGAGCGCCGAGAGGAGCGGGCGCUGCUCCGGGAGCGCGGCCCCGGCGGGGCGGGAUGGAGCCCGCGGGCCUCACGCUGAAGCUGCUGCUGGUCGGAGACAGCGCCGUGGGGAAGUCCAGCCUCCUGCGGCGCUUCACGGACGGCGCGUUUGAGCCGCGCCUGACACCCACCGUCGGUAUUGAUUUUAAGGUGAAGAAGAUGGUGGUGGAGGGCCGUGCAGUACAGCUGGCCAUAUGGGAUACAGCAGGACAGGAGCGUUUCAGAACACUGACUCCCAGUUUCUACCGAGGAGCUCAAGGAGUAGUUUUAGUGUAUGAUGUGACAAGAAAAGACACUUUCACAGGACUAGGAAGCUGGCUGAGUGAGCUGGAAAUGUACACCACCAACAGCAGCACUGUGAAAAUGUUGGUUGGCAAUAAAACCGAUAAGCCUGACCGUGAAGUAGAGAGAAAAGAAGGGCUCCAGCUUGCUAGGAAACACUCACUGCUUUUUAUAGAGACCAGUGCCAAGACACAGGAUGGAGUGCAACAUGCCUUUGAGGAACUGGUCAUAAAGAUCCUGCAGACUCCAGAUCUUUGGGAUAAGAACACAGCAAAGAAGGGAGUGCAGCUCAUGGAACCUUCAGCACAGCAGGAAAAAGGCUUGUGUGCUGCCCACUGUCCACUUACUUAAAUGUACAGGUGGCUGCUCUGCCUGACUGGAGGGAACAUGGAAAAAAAACAACGGGUGGGGAUGGGAUUCCCAGCCCCAAUCUGUGCCAUGUUUGAUGUGCCACCACUUGUGCAGAUCCAAAACACAAACUCAUUAGCAAAAUACAUUUUUAUUUGUUAACAAAAUACAGUUUCUCCUUCCCUUUUGCACAACUGCUGUUUGCAGGUAUUUUUCUGGUAGCUCAGAUUUUUUACUAUGAAGUCAUAGUGCUGCUUAAGAGUAUCGUGCUCUUGCUGUGUGACAUUCAACAUGGACUUUUGGUGGAAUUCCUGCCUUAGCAUAAAUAAGGUGAUAUUCAAUUCUGGAUCAUUACUGAGAACCUUCUCUUCCCUUCUGGCAUGGGAGGCUUUUAGUUGCCUUAAUGUAGUUACUCAUCAGGAGUUACCCUGAGCUGUGGACAUAGCUUCCUUGUUUUGGAUGGUUUUAUAAAGUCAAAAUUAUUGUCCCCAGACAAUAAUGUGUUACUAGUUAAUUUUAGGCUUGCCAUGAAGAGGAUGUGUCUUUUAACACUUGUCAGGAAACCCCCCUGCUUCCUGUGCAGACACUGGGGGUGACCCUGUGCUGUUUGCACUGAGGAUCAGGGAUGAAAUUCCCUCAUCACCCCGUGGCUGUGGGCUGGCAGUCACUGUGGUUCUCUGCAAACCACACCCUCAUCCUCUUCCAGCAACCACAGUCAUUAAACCUCCAUAGAAAAUGUGCUGCCUAUGGGAGACAUUCCAUUCCAUUAGAGUGACUCUGUCCUCCACCAAUCCCACUAUGAAUUACCUUUUUGUUUUUUACACUUCUAAAAUGGCAAUAUUGUAUUUUGCUAACUUACAUUAAAAUAACUGAAAAUUUAAA